CUAACCUUGAUUACUCAGCCGUAGUGGAGCACUGACGUUUCGAUGUGCAAGUAGUGAAAAUGAUACCGCUCUUGGGAUUAUACACUGGUAGUUGUGGAUAAUGAUUAAAUAUGAGCAAUGUAAAAGUAGCUGUCCGUGUUCGUCCACUUAGUCAACGGGAAAAGGAUGGGAACGGGAAAUCCAUCGUGGAGGUCCAUGGGGACAGCCUCAGCAUCCUCAAUGCGAAGGUGGAUCAAUCUUCUGAUUACGGAGACAGUCGGGAGAAAGUCAAACAUUUUACAUUUGACUACUGUUAUGACUCCAGUGGUGCCCCCCAGACCCCAGGCUAUGCCUCACAGCAGUUGGUGUUCCAAGACCUGGGGACAGAGAUUCUACAGGCCGCCUUUGAGGGCUACAAUGCCUGUCUGUUUGCUUAUGGACAGACUUCAACAGGGAAGACUUACACAAUGAUGGGGGCCAGGGAUGACUUCGGAAUUAUUCCAAGAAUAUGUGAGGGCCUAUUCAGCCACGUGGAUGAUUGUCUGAGCGAAAAUGUUACAUUCAGAGUCGAUAUCAGUUAUCUUGAGAUCUAUAACGAGAGGGUGAAAGAUUUGCUGAGGCCUUCUUUGUACAAAGCUAAAGAAAAAUUUACACUCAAAGUCAGGGAACACCCCAAAGAAGGACCAUACGUACAAGACCUAUCUUCACACUGUGUUAAAGACAAUUCUGAAAUUCAGGAACUUUUAGACAGAGGCAAUGAGAGCAGGACCACUGCCUCGACAUACAUGCAUGACCGUAGCAGUAGAAGUCAUGCUAUUGUCACCAUUAGUUUUACUCAGGCUAAAUUAGAAGAGGACUUACCUCAUGAAGUAGUUAGUAAAAUUCACCUGGUUGACUUGGCCGGCAGUGAGAGAGCCGACCCAAACUUUAGCGAUAAUUACAAAGGCAGGCUAAAGGAGGGAGCGAAUAUUAACAGAUCCCUGGUGACUUUAGGCAAUGUCAUCAAGGCGUUAGCUGAGCGCUCCCUCCUAUCCUGGAGUGCAGACAACCUGGGAUCCACCCAGAGCUUUCUAAGCGCCGCCGACACCAGUCCCAAGCGGCUUCGUCUUCCUUACAUACCGUACCGAGAUUCUGUACUCACGUGGCUUCUAAAAGACAGCCUCGGGGGCAACUCCAAGACCAUCAUGAUCGCUACCAUCACCCCAGCCAAUCUGUACUACAGUGAAACCAUUAGUACUCUGAGAUAUGCUCAGCGAGCCAAGAGCAUCAUCAAUAAACCAAAGAUCAACGAGGAUUGUCUGCCCUUUGUUCUAUGUGAUCCCAAUGUGAGUCUUAUUCGGGAACUACGACAGGAGAUCGGCAGACUACGGGAUCUACUCAAGUCCGCUCAGAUGGGUGGCUCCCAGAUGUCAGAAUUAAACAUGCUUGUUCAGAUGCAUGACAUGAUGACAGAAACUCAAAAGGGUAAUCCCCAACAGGUGUCAUCUGCGGCAGGCUCAGCUCUGGCGGAGAAGUUACUGGAUCAUGAAAACAUGGCCAAGAUGUUGACUCAGACCUGGCAAAACAAGUGGACAGAGACUCACGACAUCAUAAAGGAGUCUGACCUGAGUAUCCGUGGACUCAAACACUCGAGCUCAAUGGGAGUGAUGAUCGAGUCUCAGAUGCCCCACUUAGUGGGCAUGGAUGAUGACAUUCUCAGUACUGGGGUCACCAUCUAUCAUCUCAAGGAUGGGAAAACAUUAGUUGGAAAGGCAGAUGCAGGGAGACCUCAGGACAUAGUUUUACGGGGCCCGGCUGUGAAGGAGGAGCACUGUUUCUUUAAGACAUUGUACGGUACGGUGACCAUGCAUCCUAACCGCGGGGCUCAGUGUACAGUCAACGGGGUGGAGUGUAAGGAACCAGUGAUCCUCAAACAAGGUGACUGGGUAUUGCUUGGAAAGACAAACAUGUUCCGAUUUAACAACCCUGCUGAGGCUGCAAAACUACGGGAACGGCGACAGAGUGUGAACAGUUCCAGAGAUGAGCUGUCCUAUGAAGGCAGUAUGGAAAGUUUGGACCCGGACGAGAGUGACCCUUACUCCUACUACAACAGGCGACCUUUCCACCCCCUCUAUGGACCAAACUAUGCCUCUCCUGAGAUCUGUCUUCAGCUAGAGCGACAGUACAGGAAUGAAUCGGAGAGAAUUAAUCAAGCAAAGAAAGAAUUGGAGAAGCUGAGAGAUGACCACCAGAGAGCCGAGGAACUGAGGAGGGAGAGAGAGGAGGAGCUAUGGAGGAUCCAUGAGGAGCAUCGAGCUGAGAUACAGCAAGAAAAGGAGAAAGUCCUGAGAAUGAAGGAGGAGACUCAGGCUCAGCGAGAUAAGGCAGAGGCUGAAAUUGAGUACGCUCACGAGUGUCUACAAAAGGAAAGGGAGGCCUUCAAUGAGAAACUACAGAGAGAGCUUAAAGGACUUCAGACACCAGGGCCUGUGUCGGGAGUGGUCACUCAGACUGAUCUUGAGACCCCCCAGCAUAUUAAGGAGGUCAUCAACAGCUGUAAGCAAUCGGGGUGGGGGCGUGUCAAGGAUCUCCUCCACGGAGAGCUGUUGUCCAAGCUCCACCACCGAGAGGCUGAGGAACGUCUGAGGAAGCAGUCGGUGGACUUGGAGGAGCAGUACGCGAUGUCACAGCGGGAGAUACAGCAACAGCUGGGCAAGAUCAAAGAGACGGAGCAGGAGUACAAGUCAGAGGACGCUGAGCAUUACCAGGAGAUGGCCAGCAAGAUGAAGGAGAUAGACAACCUGGUGGAGCGCGAGGAGCAGCUAGAGCUGUACAUUGAGGAGAAACAGGACCUUCUGAUGGUAGGAGUGGACCAGCCUCACCCGCUACGCUCUGCCUGCAGUGAGGAGGUCCUCACUGUCCUCAGUCCUCCCGACCGAGGAUUCCCCACCAGGACCUCAAGCCUCAUGGCUCUACCCCGGGGCAGUGAGGGAGACCUUCCCUCCUGCUCUAACAGACUUUCGACGAUGCUGUUUGAUCGGUCCAUGGAGGAGUCCAGUAAUUCUCUGUUUGAAGGAAGUGAGGCCAGUGUCGACUUGUCUUCUAGUGUAGACGAGGGAAGUGAUAAUAGUCAAAGGAAACUCAAUGCCAAAAGUGAAAAAUUAGUGAAAACAGCCAAGACUGUUACAGACAGGCUGUAUAAAGCCCCAGAGCCAAAAUUCAAAUAUCAACCUAAAUCAAGAAGUUUGCCAAGGAGUUCUGGUGCUACAUAUGACUCAAGUGUAAGAAACAGGGAUAGAAGGUCCCCUAUCUCACCUGCCCGGGAGUCUCCCUCUCGAGGAACAUCAUCAAGGGUUUCCCCAGGCAGAGCAAAGUCUGAUUCUCCAAGAUCUACCCCAAGAACAACCCCUUCACCCAGACAGACCCCAGAGAGGCAGUUAGAUGGAAAUAAACAGAGCAGGAAAAACAAAAGAACUGAUAAAGAUAGGAAAACCAGUGAUGAGAAAACAAGUGCCAAUACUGCCAAAAAUUCAGGAAAAACUGCAAAUGUGGAUAGGGAUACUUCUGGGAAUACAAAAGGUGCUUUGUCUAGAAGCAGUCUCUCUGCGGGAGAUUUAGCUGGAAUCAGAGGCAGGAGACAGUCUCCUACUGGUAGUCAUGGCGAUAUUAGUGACAGAAAAUUGUCACCUUCUGCUAGAAAGAGAGAUUCUGAUAAAAAGUCACUCAGUCCGAAUCCUGAUAGUCGAAAGUUUGUUCCCAGAUUACGUCACAUUACCAGUGCUUCCUCCCUGGCCAAUGUACCUGAGGCCAUCGCUGAGGAGGCGGAGCCAGCAGAACCAGAACAGAAAAGCACCAGUCAAGUGGUGGUAAAGAGGAGAAAGAAGCGUCCUCAAGUUGACGGGGAUGAGUUCCGCCGACAUUCUGAGCCCUUGGGAGAGGAGCUAGCAGAGGCAUUUGACAAGUACACUCAAGACUUUGAACAAAUGGAAUGGCAGAGAACAGGUAGUACAAACUUGGAAGCAAGAGGAAAUAUCCUCAAUUGGAGUGGUUCAUUUCCUCCAGAUGUACCUUACGGUAUUCAAGGGUCAACUUCCAGUGAUGAUGUUGAAUAUCAAAGAGAGGGUAAUGUUGAUUCUGAAAAUGGUGUUCAAAAUAAGGUUGUGCCAACAAUUCAUGUUCAGGAAUAUGACAGUCUGGAUGAGCAUCGGCUUAGCCGAGAGCCCAGUGUGUAUUCUGAAACAGGGUCCACAGUAUCAACAGUGUCUGAUCCAUCCACCGUUGUGGAGACAGAAUUGGAUGAUUCUGAGCAAGUUGUGUUCAUGGAAGGAGUGGAGACACUCUCUGAUGAAGAGGAUCAGCCAUGGCAGAGAGACCAGGGACAGUCAUCAGAACUACAGACACCUGGAUCCAAGAGGGACCAUGAUGUAGACAGUGAUAACUCACAGACUGUGCUAGUGAAAGUGGCCAGAAAAGAUAAAGAUAAUGAUAUUAAUGCCAAACUAUCGGACAUUCUGACUACCUCGCAACUUCCUGGUGGUCAUGUGCCUGGGAAGGGUUCCUCGGACACUGUCUCUUUGUCAUCCGAUUCUUUGGAUGACAAUAAAUCCAUCGACUCUCUAGAAUGUCCAGAACAAAGAAUGGAGGGUCUUAAUGAUGAGGACAGCUUGGAUGAUUCAUUAGAUGAAUCCGAUCCGCAGAAAAGUGAUACCAUGACUUCACAAACAAGUGUGAUGUUUCAGAGUGACAGUACUUCAACUGAACUUUUGACCUCUUGUGAUGGCCUUGACAUGCCUGAUGACCUUGCAUCAUCAGGGAGAAGUGAGCAAAAUAUUCCUCCUCUGAGUGAUCAAUCACCUCUCACAAAACAGGAAAGUGAAACUGUGACUUCAGCUGGAACUAAUGAGUAUGAUGUUCCUCAGUAUACUGAGUGUUCCAAAGAUGCAACAGAAGCCGUCUGUUUAAAUGACAGUGAUCCAAUAAACAUGGAGAAUGUGGACUCAUUAUCCAGGAACGAUGUUCAGACUCAGGAUAUUUCUCCAUCUGAAGAAGACCACAAAACAAAUAAAACUAAAGCUCAUAUUUCAUCCUCAGAAACAAACGAAAUGCAUAAUUCACAGCCAGCUACACCUUUAGAUUAUCAUUGUGCUCCUUCUUCCUCAUCUGAAACAAGUGCUACUGUAACCAAUUUAAACAUAUCAAAUCCACAGGACAUAUCAUCUACAGAGAACAAAGUUCCUACCUCUCUAAGAGACCUGGAAGUCCCAUCAUCUCAAGAUAAAGAUUCUCAUUCCAACCCAGAUUAUUCCAUGGAAGUGGGACCAAAUGAGGCAUUAACACAGAGUGAACAAACCACAGCAGGUACACAUUCCACAGACACAGGACCAACAGUGAUGGACACUCAUGCACUUACAGAAUAUCCUAAAAAACAAACAAGCCAGGACAUUGAGGGCCAAGAUAAAGUCUCAGAGAGCUCUCCACAGACAGAAACAGAACAUCCUCACCCUGUACCACAGGAAGAAGGCUCUAUUAAAGAUAGUCAGGGAACUGGGGUUGUAUCAGAUUCUCCAAAGAAAAGUCAAAUUGCUUCUGUCUCAACACAAGUUGAUACAGACUCAGAAUUUAAAACAUCAGGGACAGCUGACAAGUCUUGUGAUGGUACUCCAAUAGAACUCACUGAUAGAGCCUCUCAAGUGAAUAUUACAGAGCCAUCAGCUAGCCAAGAUAAAGUCUCAAAAAGCUUUUCACAGACAGAAACAGAUCAUUCUCACCCAGUACCACAGAAAGAAGGCUCUAUUAUAGAUAGUCAGGGAACUGGCAUCAUAUCAGAUUCUCCAAAGAAAAGUCAAAUUGCUUCUGUCCCAACACAAGUUGAUACAGACUCUGACUUUAAAACUUCAGAGACAGCUGACAAGUCGUGUGAUGGUACUUCAGUAGAACUCAUGGAUAGAGCCUCUCAAGUGAACAUUACAGAGCCAUCAGCCAGGGACACUUCAAUGGUUACUGGUGUAGCUAUACAGACUGAGGCAUUGUUUUAUCCAAUCACUGAUGAGACAAUGGAGAAAGGCAUUAAACCAGAAAAUGCUGAACAAGAAGCUAUGGAAGGUGCAGCAUUGGUCACUGAAUCAAAAGUACCAGAAAAUGGGGCCAGUUCAUUCCUUAAUGAGUCAAUUUUGGAGGACGAGCCAUCCAAGACAGUAGGAGUGUGUACCAGUCCCUCCCUCCUGUGUUCUCAUGAAGAUGUCCAAAGCUGUUCUAAUGACAGCCUACAGGAAGUGAAGGAGCAGCUGCAGGAGUUACAGGAAGUCCUAGAGGGUCACAUAGGAAUCCCAGCUAGGGGAGCCUACACUGUGUCUCCUCAGCUGUCGUCUGCUAGGAGGGCGGUCAGACAGAGAGCCAUGAUCCAGAGAAAUGGCCGCCUGGAGAGUGGGGAGUCGGAUGGCACCGAUCACCUUGCAGAAACAGCAGAGCCCACAGGUUCCCAGUCUAAGUCUUGCUCCAGACCAACCUCGGGAUCCCGCCGACGAAAAAGGGCCAACCUAAAACCCUACAAGAAAUCUGGGAAGUGUCCAUAUUGUCAAAGCUCAGAGGAAUACCAGCUGACCACUGAGAGCGAGAGCCUGCACUCAGACACAGCUGACAUCAGCAAAGGGGAGGAGCUAAGUCAACCAGACCUGUCAUCUGAUGGAGAAAAUACCCAUGAUGUAGCAGCAGAAGAUGGUGAUAAUGGAAUAGGACAUUGUGACAAUGAAAAUCAUAGAGAAAAGUGCUCCAGCAGACAUUGUCCAGAAAAUUCAGAGAAAUCUAUUCCUAAAAGUGGAUCAGAAGGCAGUCUGAAUUCGGAAGUGGAGAAAUACUGUUCGGUGUUACAAGAGCUAGAUGACAAGGAGCAAAACGCAUCAGGAGAUAAUCUAGAAACCAGUAUGUCGACCAAUCACAGACCACAGGAUGGGACUGCCCGGCGCCCACAGAAACUUAGAAGUGACAUGAACUCAGUGGACUCUUCCUAUGGAUCAGUGGGUAAGCCAGGAUCAAGGGCCACCUCAGAGACCAGAGACAGUGAGCAGCAGACAGACCUUUCCUCUGUAGACAGUCCUCUGAUGUCUCCCAUGUCUUCCCUUCAUUCCUCACUCCGCUCCCCAAGACCAGGGAUCCACCAACUCAACAUCUCCCCGGUCAGUGUAUGGAGCUCAGACAAGAGUUCUUCCUCUCCCAGGAAGGCUCGGGCAUCAGGGGGGCUCAACACACCGACCGGCCGGAGAACUCCAAGAAAACACAAAACAUCCAGUACACUGGAGAUGGCUUGCACUGAUGUCUGGUCCACUGAAACGGUGGACCCUAGUUCUCCUCCUCCUUAUGCUAGUGGUACGCUGGAUUCGGAUGUUUCGUCAGAGGAGGAUAACUGUUAUUCACUGGAGACGGAGACAGUGUCACCUCAGUCUCCAACAUCGUCCGACAGAUUCUUUGAUCACGGAAGUUUUAUACUGGAUAGUCCUCCAAGUGGUCGAGCUGUACCCAUUCAGUCACCUGUCAGAUACGAGGUGACUGUGAAGGAAGAAGAAACAAAUGUGUUCUAUAAUGUCAACAAGGUGGAAUAUAAAACUUACGGUUUGAAUUCACCCACUCUUUCCACUACAAUUCCUGAAACUAUUAACAUCAGUGUGACAAACACAGACACUCAGAGAACAGAAAACCAUGAUGAACAUGUGAGCCAUGAAAAUGUUGUGUUCAGUCGAACUGAUACAGAAUCUCCCACUCAUGUUAUUGUGUCAGGAAGGAACUACCAUGGAUCCUCUAAUGUGAGCAAUGAAGAUGGACAUCAUGUGGAGAAUCAGACUCAGAAUGAAUAUGGAAACAGUUAUGUGGAGGAGAUGAGGUCUCCACUCAAUGUACAGUUAUCAGAGGAUCCUCGGGGUCUAAAAUCAUUGACUUCACCCACUGAGUCGGACUGCACCUCUGAUUAUGGAACUAUGAUCGGUGAUGGGAGAAGAGGAAACACAUCCUUCAUGUCUGACUCGGCGGAUGACUUGGAUUCUCUUCCAGGAGGAAGACUGUCUAGUAAGAGCACAUCAACACCAAGGUCAAAGGUAACUGAGUAUAAUCCUGUUGGGGAGCAGACAGUCCUUCAUCCAGAACAUGAGGGUUUAGAAAGCAUCCAACCUGCAGGACAGAAUUUACAUGCAGUCAGCCCCCCACCCAGAAGAAUGGGUAGAACCCGGUGCACUGAGAGCUCACCUCCCUCAGAAAUGUCCUCCAUUGCUGUCCAACCCUCCAGUGCAAUGGAUAUUCUUAGGAACCUGAUUGAGAACCCUAUCAGCACAAGGGAUGAUGCUGACCAUUCUGACGAAUACGACCCUGACAGGAAGUACUUUGUGGAGGAAAUCUGUGAUGAGGUUCACUCCAGCUCCAGUUCCUCUUACACAACGCCUCAGCAAUCACCUCGACCGGAGGAGGCAGAGAAAGCCAAGAUAUCCACUGAACCUCGAGCAGAUUCUGAGAAAACUGACAAACUUCCAUUAGAAGCUGUACUCAAGAACUUACAAAUGGUUACUGUUAACACAGAGUCUUUAGAGCCUAAGACAGCCAACAAAAAGCAAACAAAAGAUGAUGGCAAUCUUCACAGGGAAUUGAAGCGAGAACUUCAGCAAAAGCUUGCAAGUCUUCAACGUAGAGUUAGGAGUCUUAGUGAUUCAGCUAUUAGCUCUGAUUAUCACACUGAUGGAGACUCGACAACGGUCUCUCCUAGAAGCAGUAGAUUGUACGAGUCGGAUAAAAUCUUUAGAUUUGGUGCAGAAAGCCUAGCACCAGUGGAAGUGAGGACAAGUCAGACUGAGGCGCCACAGGUACCAGCUGAGGUCCUCGAUGCAAAGAACCUGGAGAUCGAAAAUAAAAGUGCAAGGAAAUCCCCAUUCAAAGACUCCGGAAAUGUGUUUGAUGAUGAAGAGAGCUCAGAUCAAGGUAAAAUGGGAGGUAAAAACGAAAAUGUGUCAAAAACAGAAAAAUCUGAUCAAGAAGUGAGUGAUUUGAUGAACAAACAGAGUCAGCAGCGGUCAAAGGUUCCUAUUGAAGUGACUUCUUCCUCUGAAGAAUCUGACUCUGAUGUGAGGGGGGAAACAAACAGCGAUAGAUCACUUUCUCCUGGAGAAAUCCUUAUUGAUGAAUAUGAUGCAACAGAACAGCAAGAAACAGAAGAAGCAGAUGAGGAGCAAAAAAUUAUUGAAGCAGACGAAGAGCAUAGACGUCGAUAUAAAAAUAUAAAAGAAAAGUCACCAUCAAUGUCAAAUGUAGUGACUGAAAAUUAUGAAGAGAUCAGAAGGUCUAUGUCUGAAACAUGCAUGGAUCAGUUUGAGGAAACAAAAGAAGACAAUGCCAACAGUUCUAACGAUAGCAUUGUGUUUGUAUUUAUGGGGCAAUCCCACAGUAAAGACAGCAUGGAACAGCUCAAGUCCUUCACAUCCAAACAACCAGAGUACAACAUUCUCAGCAGCAAUGAAGUGUUGGAGGACUCUGGUGAUGACAGUGAUGAAGAUGACAGAAGCUCUAACAGAGACUCCAUCAUACAGAAUGAAGAUGCUGCUGAAGUUAGGGAAUCCUACCGGAGAAGACAUAGGAGUCACACAGACAUUGAUGAUGAUGACAAGCCACUCAGACACAAAUUUGGAAUAGAUGAGAAUAUUCUUCCCAUUCCCACUCGCUCCAUGUCAUCAGACAACUUGCCAAAACAGAGCCUGAGCAAGCACAAGAUUCACAGGUCGAGGUCGGCCAGCUUGUUAGAGGUCAACUCCAAGAUAGAGGUGGCUGACGACUCCAGCAACAAUGAGGGGAUAUUCCCUCCCUGUGUGGAGACCAGCGAGAGGGAGUCACAGAAUAUGUCUGAGGCCAGGGACAGUACCUCAGCAGAGAUUGGGGACAGUGACUUCUCCCUCACAGAGCUGGACACCCCCAGGGUUGGAGAGGGUGUCUGUGAGGACAUGCAGUACUCCAGAUUCCCCCACCCCCAUGAUCACCCUCAUGAUACUCAUCAGCAUACAGACCACAGCUCCACUGAGAAGUCCAGGAAUAAAGAGGGAGCUGAUCAGGUGGAGGAGUCUCCACGUACUCAGGCUAAAGGUCACAAAGUCCUGCCAUCUUUAGUUUCCCCAUAUAGAGGUAAAAGCACAGAGGAUUUGUCACGAAAUAAACCACCAGAAUUACAUCUCUCUAAGGAAACAGAAAACUGGCAGAACAUGUCAUCUAUGGUUAUUGAAAACAAUGCACUUCUUCAGAACCUUCAACAGAAAUUUCCAGGGGAAUAUCGAUGCAAAUCUGAGGACCUGGCUACAAGCAGAGAUGACACAACUCAGACUUCAGACUCGCUCCAGAACCUCGAGGACUCGAGCACACAGACUGAUGUCAGCUUCUCUGCCUUUGAAAUUUCUGAAACAGAGACCACUAACAUCCUUCCAGGAAACACAGCAGAAGGGGAUGAAAAUAUCAUCACAAAGAAGCUGGUGCCUGUAAAAGAAACAGUGAACUUUUUUGAUAGACUAAGCAGGGAGCCAUCACCUGUGAAACAGAAUAACUCAGAGGCAAGCUCUCAGAAGCAGAAAGAUCAACCAAAGAAAGAGAAGCCAGAUGUAUCAGCUACUGACAAAAGAGAAUUGGAAUCUGAGUACAGCUAUCCUAAUCUGAAUGCAAGCAACAGUGAGAUGGAGAAACUGAAAGAGGAGCAUGAAAAAAUGAUGGAGAAGUUCAGAGCAGCUGCCGAAAACAGAAAAAGAAUGACAGAGAAACUAAGACAAGAGGCAAAGGCUCCAGUUCAUGAAGAGUUUGUAGCAAAAGAGGCUAACAGACAACAGAGCUUCCCACAUGAUAUAAACAUUCAUUCUACUAAACAAGACAGACUACAAGAUAACGAUUAUAAAGUCAAAGAUAGUUCUCAUACACCAGUUAAAGAGCAAGGAAUUAAAAAUACAGCAACUAAACAAAAUGGUGAGUUGACAUCGUCUGAUAAUACAGAGACAGUGGAGGAUGUCCUGAGUGACGAUGAGGGAUGUAUUACUCCACCUACCUCACCUGUUACCAUAGAAACAGAGAUUCCAUCACAUGACAUCAGUGUUCCUCUCAGGUCAAGGUUACAGCAUCUGAACCGGGAGACCUCCACCCACACAAUGGUUAAUGGUGAUUCAGACACCACAGACAGUAGGCAUCAGAACUUCCACCAGAAUGGACAGUCGGACUUGAAGCUUGAUUUGAGUGCUAUUACUGGGUCAGACUCCUCCCAGCCUAUCACAAACUUCAACAAUGAUCAGAUCAAACAGAAGCUGGAUAAACUUCAUAAAGAGAGGGUCCAGAUCAUUGAACUACUAUCCUUGAACUAUCUACCUGCUAGUUUUACUGUGGAGCUGUUGGAAGCCAAGCUGAACUACUGCAUAGGCCAGACAGACCUCCUGCUGAAGUCGCUAGAUGAGCACUGGGAUAGUGAUGAUGAAAGACAAAGGACUAUCCACCAUCCACACAUCACCAGGGAGUACCUCAGUAUGUACAGGGAUGAGCUUCAGCAGUCCAAAUCCGACAUUGAGAUUUGUCGGGAGAGAAUGACCAGAAAGCAAGGUACAGGGCGAGGAAGGACCAAGGGAAGGAACAGAGAUGUAUUGAAGUUGAGGAGGAAUGCUGAAAUAGAGGCUUUUAAAGUUGAGAGGAUGUUAGAGCUUCAAAACUACCAAAGAUCAAGAACUCUCCAUAACCUAAACAAUUCUGUGCAUGAAUCUCUGCCAGACAGAGGCUCCCGAAGUGUUAGCCCUACUUCAUCUGUCCAUUCCUCAUCUCAGUACAUGACUCCAAAACAACACAAGGACCACCUUGUCGGUCUUCGUAAAGAACUGGUCAAACACACAGAGGACAAAGAGUUCUUGAGCAGAGUGAGCAGGUCCAGUUCUCCUCUACAUCACAGGACCAGCUCCCAUCCCAGUCGACUUCUUCACCACGACUACCUCUCCCCACGGUCAGCAAGCACUCAGGACAGACUCUACGACCGAGAGUCCUGUGACAAUGACUACUACUCAGUGUACUCUCCCAGGGACAACCACCUCUCUCCCAGAAACUCGUACCAUAACAGACAUCUUGCCUACUCUCCCAGAAUAGCAUUCUCCGUGGCAGACGAGCUACCAUCUUGCAUGGACUAUGGCUACAGCACUUAUCUGGUUCCCCCACAGGGUAGAGAUUCCCCCCGGAGCGUGUCCUCUGACACCAAACCCCCAAGCAAUACUCUUAACUCUCCCACUCAGAUGUCCACUGGGUCCAUUUCACCAGAGCCUAGAUACAGACCAAUGAAUGAACAGUCCUAUGACCACAGUCCAGAAACCAGGACCUACUACACUGGUAGCGAGAGUCGACAGCUGUUACAUGAGAUAGAACAAAUCCGUCUCCAGAAUCGGUCGGAGAUACGUAGGGCUCAACACAUACUGGACUCCUACAGCAAAAAACCAUCAAGUGUCAGGGAGGCCCACCUGAGUGCAGACCGCCUUAGUUCCACCCCAAGACGUCUCUAUUCUUCAUACAGUGACUAUGCCUCAGACUUGCUGGAUGCUAGUCAUCGCAGUAUGUCUGGCACGCUGUCAGGAAGCUAUGAACUUUACGAUGCGGAAGUCAGCGGCCUAACUUCCCGUUACAGACCUCAGAGUCAUGCGUCAGUGAUUUCUGACAUUGAGGGAUUCGAUCCACUCAGAACACGACCCAUUCAGUCCAGGGAUAUCAAAGCAAAGCUGAAGCGCAGACACACAACUCGACGGUGACACGGCUCAGGAACAAUGGAGGAAGCGACGUAUCUGUGAUAUUUAUAUUGGUGCCAAAGACUUUUAUCAGUUUCAUAUCAUUGUUUAAUUUAUAUCGUUGUUUGAUUGCAUGGAUAGUUUGAAGAUGUGUGGAUGAGCAAACAAGGCUGUUAAAUACAAAGCUGAAGGAGCCAAACUAUCAGAAUAUUAGAUGGAGACAAAGAAGAUAAUUGUAAAAGGAAUGGAGCUUCAGAUUUCUCAAUGAUUUUCUAUUUAACAUAAUUAUGAUUCAAUGUAUGCAUACCGAUAGGGACGAUGCAUUGUGAUAUUGUGAUACUUGGAUAUAAUGGUGCUAUCUGUACUGUUAGGUUAAAGAUGUUGUUAAUUGGGGUUCUAAUUUUGCUUUUACAUGCAAAAUGUGAUUGAUAUUUGAAUGUUUUGAUAAUCAUACCCAGGCUCUGUUUUUAUGGUUCUGAUUAUUCACUUUAAUUAUGAUAUUUAUGAAUCUCCGUGUGUGUGAAUAUCUUUUGUUUAUUUUAUAAAUAUACAAGUUUUAGAAGUUAGUGUAAGAUUGUGUUGAGAGAUAAGAGCAAGACAUUUUUUAAUUGUUUUAUCUCUGAUGAUUCCUUCCAUAAAUCUUGUAUCUAGUCAAAUUAUUCUGUGGUAACUUUUCCAUUAAGUUUAUAGUAUAUUAAAAUUGUAACCAAUUUUCUGAAAGCCUUUUGAGGCCAUGUGAUUUUAAAUGUGAUACAAAUUAUGUGUGCGAGAAAUUCUUUUUGUAGGCUCCAUAUCAAUUAUAUGUAAAUGAUAUUGAAAAUCAUGGCAAGCAUAUUUAUUUCUCUGUCUCGGCUGUCUAAGGCAGCUCGGCAAGCCGUCCAUGCAAACCUUAAGUCUCAUGCAAUGUGUAAUUAAUAGUUUUGCUAGGGCAUUUUAUUCAUUAUUUAUUGUUCACGCAUGUAAUAAUAAAUUUACAGGCAUACAUAGAAAUGUGAAAAUUUAAUAGCAUUUCUUCCAAAGAUAGAAUAUUAUUAUUUGUUAUGGAAUAAGAUUUCAUUUUUGUGUCCAUUUACAUCUGCAUGUAUAUUGUUAUUUAAAAUGUAUUUCAAUUUUACUGGGUUAAAAAACAUCACACUUUGGAUUGGUUUAUUUUGGUGCAAGAUACCAGUAUGACAAAAGAAAUCUCAUAGAAAAAAUUAAUAAUAAUGUCAUUCUCUGCAUGAGAAUUAUUGUGCACAUUCUCUUUAUUAUAAAGUGUUCGUUGAUAUGUUGUACUGUGUGCAAGUUUUAGAAUUCUGUUGAUAAGCCUAGUGGGAUGUUUUCUCAGUCUUUAACUGUAGAGAGCAGUGGGUAUAUAUACGAUUCUAUCAAAAUAUUAUAUGUAUUCUCAUGACACCAUCAAACAAACUUCACCCAAAUAUUUUGUGUGAAAAAAAUAUAGAUUUAAAGUAUUAAAAGAUAUGAAAAGCUUA
Messenger RNA from Magallana angulata, 14176 nucleotides. RefSeq lists its product as uncharacterized. NCBI's taxonomy places the organism in Eukaryota, Metazoa, Mollusca, Bivalvia, Ostreida, Ostreidae. The transcript is spliced from 31 exons. Gene Ontology annotation, molecular function: ATP binding; microtubule motor activity; microtubule binding. The coding region runs from base 111 to 12728 and encodes 4205 amino acids. The record is from RefSeq and is a predicted model, not a curated record. Gene Ontology annotation, biological process: microtubule-based movement.